Aphis gossypii (cotton aphid) is the source of this 2050-nucleotide messenger RNA. It is a transcript of the gene rogdi, whose product is annotated as protein rogdi. The transcript has 7 exons. Gene Ontology annotation, cellular component: RAVE complex. The record is from RefSeq and is a predicted model, not a curated record. The coding region runs from base 395 to 1198 and encodes 267 amino acids. NCBI's taxonomy places the organism in Eukaryota, Metazoa, Arthropoda, Insecta, Hemiptera, Aphididae.
GACCGUAAUAUAUAAUAUGAAUUAUUUAGUAUCGAGUAUUCGAGUAUCGACCGUAGAGUAAGAAUAUCGACCGAGACCAAUCUAUCAUAAGGUUUUCUGUAUUUUGAGAAUCACGGCAUCGUUUUAAAUUAUUUUCCGUUCCGUCUACAUCAAUAUCACGUUUACUCUUUAGUCGUCGUCGUGAUUUCUCGCCAAUACACGACGACCCCCGAUAGGGGUGGUUUAAACCGACGUCGGUAAUCUUCUGUGUUACCGGAUCUUGGUGACCGACUUCGGUCGAUAUUGUCAUAAUGGACUGCAUGCGUCAACAAAUACAGAAGUCCUCGGACAACAGUGGUAGCUGAUCGGCGUCGGGAUAAGACUGGUAUACAGAAGACCUCAGACAUCAACGACAAUGGCAGAAGGUGACAAACUGGAGCACCAGUGUCUACAAAAAGAAUUCGAGUGGGUGCUGAAUGAAGAGGUGCACUCAAUAUUACACCAGUUGAAUAUCAUACUCAAUGAAUGCGUACGACGUUUUCCAUCAUGGGACAGUGAUGUCCAGGUUAAGCAAGAGAAAUUUGUCUUGUCUACAUCACCAGACCAGUUGAAAAGCAUUGUUUCCAUAUCUGGUGACACCAUACUACAAGCGGAUAUACAGUUUAAAGUACAGAGACAUCAGCAGCAAAUAAUGUACCGAACAAACAUCCGCCAUGACUGUCCAUGGAAAUUGCAUCAAGUUCAAGAUGCAGGCAAUCAUUUAAGACAAGCUAUUUUACAAAUUGAAAAAAUAGACAAGGAAACUAUUUUCAAUUCCUCAGAAGAAGUAUUGCAUAUUCUGCGAAAUUUAUUGGGAUGUUUGCAAAGAGGUCGUACUAGUCUAAUAGUCCCACGUAAACGGACAAUUGAUGAUUUGAUUAAAAGCAGAAACAUGAAGUGUUUGACACCCAACUUACCAGAAGAUUUGGCAAUUAGUUUUUACAUACAGAGUCAUAAGCUAAUAUUUGCUGUUUACCAAUUGUCCAAUUCUCACGGUGCAAUGAAGUAUGACACAUAUCAAGCUGAAUGUACAGUACCGUGGUUAAACGAAGUCCUUGUCCUUUUCACGGUUGCUUUACAGUUAGCCCAGCAACUCAAAGACAAGAUCUGCGUGUUUACCCAGUACAGAGAUAUUACUCAAUUGUCACGACCAGUUUCUAGCAUUGCGAUACAGUCAUAAGUAUUCGUCGAUUUUUUUUUUUUUAAUUAGAUUCUAUUAUUUAAUACAAUCAGGUGAUCAAAUAUGAAGAAUGUAAAUAAUAUACAAUCGUAUAUUUUGUUUGUUACCGAUUAUCUUCAACAAUCUUUUUCCAGCAAUAAUUUAUAGCUUUAAGCUUUUUAAAAUAUAUAUUUUACAUUAUAUUAUAAUUACAUGUAAUAGUUUUCAUGUAAUUAAGACGGAACAUUUUUUAUGAAAUUUCAUUACGAAUGUUAUUUCCCGUAUCCAUUAUACGACAACAGUAUUGUUUUUAUUAUUAAAAAUUGUAAUAGUUUUAAUUUUCUCUACCAUUUAUAAUAGAUGUCAGUUUUUUGUUUUAUUUAAUUUAUUUAUUUAAAUUACUGUUUUUUAACACUCAUACCUUUUGUGUAGUGGCGGUGAUAUGAUAACUAUGCAAGUAUUCUUUUUAUUUGUAAGUUAUUUUAUGUAUAAUAUAAUAAAAUAUACUUUGUACCCUAAGUUAAAUUAAAUUUAAACAUUUUAGGACAAUAAUUUGAUCUGAUUACUAUAAUAAUUUAGUUUAAUAGAAUAUGCUCAUGUUCUAGUUUUAUAUACUAUAUUCACACGAUUUAUGUGUUUAGAACAUUUGUUCAUUUAUUUUUCUUUAAUAUUUUAUAUUAUUAUAUUUAAUUCAAUACCAGUUGAUAGGUUAAUUAUUAUCAAUUGACAAUUGUUUUAAAUCACGUACAUUAGCUGUACAUUAUUUAUGUAAUCAUGAAACUAGUAAUUAUUUAUUUAAGUUGUUGAACGUUUUUUUGAAAAAAUAUACUAUUUGUAUUACACUAAUUACAAAUAAAUGCAAAAAAAAAUAUA